CAGCCCUUUUCUACAGCACCACCAGCUCGCCAGCCAUCCCGCCUCCUUCGCAAUGGCCUCCUCCCCCGCCAACCUCCGCUCCCUCUACCGCUCCCUCCUCCGCGAGCUUCCGCCCCGCCCCAUCCUCUCCUCUCCGCGAACUCCUCUCCACCACCGCAUCCGCUCCUCCUUUGUCGACUCCUCCUCUGCCGCAUCCUCCUCAUCCUCGCAUACCUCAGAUCACCAGGCCCAGCUCGCCCAUCAGCUCGUCGCCUACCUCCGCGCCCAGCGCAUGUACGUCACCCUCAUCGAGCGCUAUAAUCCCGGCAUGGAGAUGGGCCAGGACGAGCGCAUCCGCUUAACCGCCCGGAGAGUCGGCAUGGAUCUUCCCUCGGUGCAGAAGAAGAAGACGCAGUGAGCGCGCGCGAGCUCGUUGCGAGGAGAUGAAUUUUCUUCUUCUUUCUCUUUUUUUGUUUCUUUUUGGUUUUGUUCUGCCAUUCAACUCUUGUCUUUUUUUUAUACCUGAUUUGGGAGGGAUGCUGUCGUGUGACCCAUCACACGCAAUUAUAUAAAGACGUUUCCUGCGAAACGGCGCAGGAGGGGAUGGACACGCUGGAGAAGCCAAUGCCGUGUAGCAGUGCGCGGCUCUUUUACCAAUCACAUCGGAACACUUUUGGCGCUCUACGGCAACGAGCGUUCAAACGGAGAAUAUCCACGGACAAAGCAACCGUGUGAGUUUCAACUCAGUGCGCCACAAUGACGCGCACAUGUAUACAUACAAAAGGGGGGAGAUACCACAACACCAAAUGGGACACAGGGCCCGCACAGGAUCGGGAAGAAUGGGAGGGUGAGGGUGUCAGGAAUUUGUCUUGUCCAGGCCCAACUCUGUGCACUGUGUCUGGCAAGGCGAGGACAUGUAAAAAAACGGUCACUUUACUAACAACUGACCAUCUCAAGAUGAAGAGACUCUACAAAGAUAUAUCCGCAUCAAAAUAUCCGCUCAUGUUUUUAUAUAUGUAUAUAUGCGCUGUGUUCGGCCAUACAUAUCUACCUGGUGUAUAUAUAUACUUAUAUACAAUGAAAUAUCCAAAAAUGCCAAAGC
Molecule: messenger RNA, 1081 nt
Organism: Trichoderma virens Gv29-8
Lineage: Eukaryota; Fungi; Ascomycota; Sordariomycetes; Hypocreales; Hypocreaceae
Exons: 1
Coding region: 53-397 (114 amino acids)
Biological process (GO): mitochondrial proton-transporting ATP synthase complex assembly
Cellular component (GO): mitochondrial matrix
Source: RefSeq, a predicted model, not a curated record